AUGAGUGAGGAGUACCAGUACCAGGACACGGAGUACCACUCCGAGAGCAUCUCGAUAUCCGAGCUGAAAAAUGGGGGAAUUCUGGCUGUGGACAUAGCAAAGCUGAUAGAAGCUGGGUUUACAACGGUCGAAUCGCUAGCAUUUGCUCCGAAGAGACAGCUUCUCUCGAUAAAGGGAUUUUCCGACAUCAAGGUGGAUAAGCUCAUCAAGGAAGCAGCAAAGCUAGUUCCGAUGGGAUUUACAACGGCGUCUGCAUACCACCAAAGAAGGUCGGAGCUUGUCUACCUCACUACUGGGUCUUCCGAGGUUGACAAGCUGCUGAGCGGCGGGUUCGAGUCUGGGAGCAUAACAGAGAUAUUCGGGGAAUUCCGCACCGGAAAGACACAGCUGUGCCAUACGGUUGCAGUGACGUGCCAGCUCCCUCCAGAGCAGGGUGGCGGAGGAGGAAAAGCCAUGUACAUAGACACGGAGGGAACGUUCAGGUCUGAGAGGCUGGUUCCAAUAGCAGAGCGAUUUGGGCUGGAUCCAAACGAAGUCAUGGACAAUAUAUCGUAUGCCCGUGCCUACAACUCCGACCACCAGUCCCAGCUCCUGAUCAAGGCAUCUGCAAUGAUGUCUGAGUCAAAGUACUCUGUCCUUAUAAUUGACUCCGCAACUGCACUCUACAGAACAGACUUCAGUGGAAGGGGAGAGCUUGGAGCCAGGCAGCUGCAUCUGGCAAAGUAUCUCCGCAGCCUUGUCAAUCUUGCCGAGACGUUCCGCAUUGCUGUCAUCAUCACCAACCAGGUGGUUUCAAAUGUAGACGGAGCAGUUGGCAUGUUCACAGGAGAUAUCAAGAAGCCAAUAGGAGGAAACAUCAUGGCACAUGCAAGCACAACAAGGCUGUAUCUGCGUAAGGGAAGGGGGGAGACAAGGAUAUGCAAGAUAUACGACUCUCCAUGCCUUCCCGAAUCCGAAGCUGUUUUUGCAAUCACUGAGCAGGGCAUCAAUGAUCCUGACGAAUGA
Encephalitozoon cuniculi GB-M1 is the source of this 1005-nucleotide messenger RNA. RefSeq lists its product as uncharacterized. NCBI's taxonomy places the organism in Eukaryota, Fungi, Microsporidia, Unikaryonidae. The record is from RefSeq and is marked provisional. Gene Ontology annotation, biological process: double-strand break repair via homologous recombination; chromosome organization involved in meiotic cell cycle; mitotic recombination-dependent replication fork processing. The transcript has a single exon. Gene Ontology annotation, molecular function: ATP hydrolysis activity; ATP-dependent DNA damage sensor activity; ATP binding. The coding region runs from base 1 to 1005 and encodes 334 amino acids. Gene Ontology annotation, cellular component: condensed nuclear chromosome.